This is a messenger RNA of Dermacentor andersoni, 2260 nucleotides long. Its product is annotated as atlastin-1-like. Gene Ontology annotation, molecular function: GTP binding; GTPase activity. The record is from RefSeq and is a predicted model, not a curated record. Lineage: Eukaryota; Metazoa; Arthropoda; Arachnida; Ixodida; Ixodidae.
CUCGGUCGGAUGGAGUUGGCGGUGGCCAGGAACUGAAAAUCGUCCGCAUCAAUGAAGAGUGCCUUGAACUUGACGAGGUUUCGUUGAAACGCAUUCUACUGGAUGACCGUGUCAAGGACAAGCCCAUAGCGGUCGUGUCAGUGGCCGGCGCCUUUCGCACGGGGAAGUCAUUCCUACUGGGAUUCUUCCUUUGAUACCUGCACAACUUGGGUCGCAGUGUCUGGCUUGGGGAUCCGGAUGCUCCACUGCGGGGCUUCCAAUGGCGCGAUGGCUGCGAACGUCACACAACAGGGAUCCUGGUGUGGAGCGAAGUUUUUCUGGUCAAGACGUCUAAAGACCAGGAGAUAGCUGUGCUUUUAAUGGACACCCAAGGGAUGUACGACGAUCACUCCACGAUUAAGGAAUCGGCAAUCAUCUUCGCUUUGAGCACAAUGAUGAGCUCGGUACUUGUCUACAACCUCUCACAAAACAUUCAAGAAAACGACCUCCAGUAUUUGGAGCUCUUCGUUGACUACGGCCGGUUGGCGCAACAGCAAAGGGCUGGCAAGCCCUUCCAAAAGCUGCUAUUUUUGGUGCGGGAUUGGUAUCACCUAAGGGAUGCACUAUACGGUGCUGACGGUGGGCGUAAGAUCCUGGAGCGACGUCUGGAGAUUUCAGAGGAUCAGCCCGAGCAGCUGCAGCAGCUGCGGCGGUACAUCCACUCCAGUUUCACGGACAUCGACUGCUUCCUGUUGCCCCAUCCUGGCAGAAAGGCGGCGACUGGUGUAUCGUUUGAUGGGCGUCUUGCGGAUAUCGACGAGGAGUUCAAGCAACAACUGCAGGACUUAGUUUCCUCACUUCUAGAUCCGGAUAAUCUGAUUGCCAAGAGUAUAAACGGUCAGGACAUCACUUGCCAGGAAUUUCACAUUUAUAUGAAGGCAUAUAUUGAAGUGUUCAAUGGAGGUGAACUUCCCGAGCCAAUGUCCGUGCUACAGGCGACAGCUAAAGCAAACAACCUGGCGGCAGUGUUCAAAGCGCUGAAGCUUUACAGGACCAACAUGAAACAACUGUGCAAGGGAGGCAAGAUGAGCGCGGAUAGGCUCAGGAGCUGCCAUGCGCGUGAACGUGAGCGCGCCUUGGACUUGUUCCAGAACACUGCCAAGAUGGGCGGGGAUGAGUUCUCCCUGCCGUAUUUGGAGCGGCUCACAAAGGAGAUCGACCAGUGGUUCAAGGACUUUGCCACUCGAAUGACGAUGAAGUCAUGUCUGGAGUCCAAGCGUUGCAGGAACGCGCAGCUCGGCGGCGCCACAGUUUUGACAAUUGGGACAGGAGCAUUCGUGGCUGCUGGGGUGCCAUUGGCUGCCGGCUGUUUCGCACUCGCGGCCCUCGUGGUACUGGUCAACCUCUCGCUGACCGGAUUCAAAGGGUGCACGAGCACCCCGGAAGAGGAGAGCCACGAGAUCGACGAGAGAGUUGUCCUAGUGGAAGUCAACGACGAAUUGCUUGAUGGGCGCCAGAAGACGUGUGCUGGGGCAACCACGAAUCUAAGAAGUCGGCAAGGAAUUUCUGCAGUCAAGGAGACGAGCUUCAACAGAGUGGAGGAGGAGGUCAACGAGUCACCAGAGAAGCUUGGCAAGCAGAAAAGAAGAAAAAAGAAUGUCUUUAGGAAGUUAUUUGUGAAGGCGCGCAGAAAGUCCCGCGGACCAACAGAGCUUGACCGACUGAAGCAAUGCUAAACAUCGCUGUACUUGAUAAUGAACGUGUGCAGUGUUUUGAAGCAACGAAGUGAAUAUAAACUACCCUUAUACGUUUCGUCAUCGCAGUCUACAACUUCACGUCCUGUGGAACUAAUUCUCUGUGUCAUUAAGAUAUGCAUUUCCAUUGUCGCUGUAAUGUCGUUUUGUGUGUUUCGUGACAGCCACAGCUACGCCAACCUGUAUUGUUUAUCAUAAAUAUGUUUGUCAAUCAAAUUGUUUCCCUCUUCCUGAUGUGUCCCUUUUGAGUAACGCUGGGAGAGAAUAGAAAAUGAAAAAUUCGGCAUGUGUGAGAAUGCGAAAGCGUUAUAACGUUUGUAGACCUCGCAACGUCAUGAACGCGUUCACUGCACGCAUGAACGUGCUCAUGAACACAGGCACUAGGUACACCUUGAGUCAUCCAGAACCCGUGGACGAGGCGUGAAUUCGGGGAGGCGUGUACUCGCAACUCGGAGGCCCGGGUUCGAUUCCCGCUCAGACCGAAAUGUACCAAAUUUUUUUUAAAGCAAUACAUUUACUUUGUUUAC